This is a messenger RNA of Camellia sinensis, 3352 nucleotides long. NCBI's taxonomy places the organism in Eukaryota, Viridiplantae, Streptophyta, Magnoliopsida, Ericales, Theaceae. The record is from RefSeq and is a predicted model, not a curated record.
UUUACAACUUGCGAUUGAAAAUUUAACAGAUUUGGGGCUUCUGAUUUGGAUUUUUUGACUGGGACGCUAGGUUUGAUGUAUCUGUUUUGUUUUUUUGGUUGCUGCAAAUACGAAUGGUUUGCUCAGCUGGAUUUUAGUUGAAAUGGAAUACUCCAGGAAAGAGUCCUCUAGAGGAUCCGAAUAAUGCCUAUUUAAACUAGCUGUCACUCCCUCCUCGACCGUCCAAAACCCUAGAACCUUGAAUUCGCUGUACCAGACCCAUCUGGCCUAGGGUUACAAUCUUCAAUCGAGUCUGACCACUACACCUGCAACAUUCAGUGUUUUGUGGAACGUGUUUUGGGAGCAAGAUGAGCACAAAGGUCGAGCCGGCAUCUACAGUUGAACAGCACCGUGUUCAGACCAUUAUAACAGCUAACACAUCUGCAGCAUCAGCAAGUAGCCCAAAGAUAUCUAUGUUUGCUGCAAAAUCAGGAUUUGUAAUACCUAAAAACAAAUUAUCAGGUUCAUUAGUUCCCAUUUUCCGUGGUGGUAAAAAGCCUGGAGGCAGUGAUGCGGUGAAUGAAGAAAGUACUAAACAGGUGCAGAGGAAAACAAAAUGGGGCCCUGAUCUUACACAGGAUGCCGCUGUUAGAAAAGGAAGAGCGGUAGCUUAUCAGACUCGAGUAGAUCAAAUUACAAAAAGGCUAAAUUCAGGAAUUUUGGAGACAAGAGACAAUCAAGACUCACCAUUAUCAGCCCCGAUUCCAAAUCAUGAAUCUUCAGUUCAGAUCAAGAGUGAGAAGUCAGAAUCGUUGGAACUAGAAAGGCGGGAGGCUAUUGGUGAAAUACUGAAGUUGAAUCCAAGCUACAAGGCCCCGAAAGAUUAUAAACCCUUGUUGAAAGAGGCUAAAGUUUCUGUCCCUAUCAAAGAAUAUUCAGGGUACAAUUUUAUUGGUCUAAUAUUUGGCCCUGCAAGUGAUACUCAAAAACGGUUGGAGAAGGAAACAGGAGCUAAAGUCCGAGUUUAUGGUACCAAAGCAGAUACAGGAGAGAAGGGUGAAAUUACACCAUCAGAUGGAAAUGAAGCUCUUGUUGCUUAUGCUGAGUUAUACGUUCAUAUAUCUGCUGACACAUAUGAGAAGGUUGAUGCUGCAGUUUCCCUAAUUGAACUGCUUGUCACCCCAGUUCCAGUAAACCCAUCUGCUGUUUCCACAACAUCAACUUCUGUUUCUGCUGAUAAUGUGAAUGCUGUUGAUCAAAGUCAAGGUACAUCCACCCCUUAUAUAAUAUCUGCUGUGGAGGUGAAUCAGAAAGCGGCACAAUCAUUCAUGGGAUCUGUCCAAACUCCACAAGUUCAGUUUCAGCCACAUCCAGGUCCAUGGUUCCCAGCAGGGCCACCUCAGAGUCCUAUGCGUCUGCCUUCUGGAUUCAUUUUCCCUCCAAAUCCUUCAGCACCAAUGCUCAACAAUCUUUUCCAAGCAUCAUCAUCUUCUUUUAAUCCCUCACAUAUGCCUUCACUAUUUGGUCCUCGACCAGUUCUCCCUGCUGGUCUUGGCUCUGUUCCACAAAAUCCUUCUCUUGUUCCCUCCCGAGCACAGCCACCAGUUUUGCAGCGCCCUUUUAUGCCUCAGGCACCUUUUGGUCAUGCUGGCUCACCAAGAAAUCCUCCGAUGGCAGCUUCACAACCAUCACCUGCUCAACCCAGUAUUUCAGCUCCACCACCACCUCCACAUACUGGCAAUCAACCUCCCUCAAUUGUAAGGUCAUUAGGGCCUUCUUCGUCUCAACCUGUGUCCACCAGACCUUCGUCAGGAUCACUCCCUGACAGGAUGUUGCCCCCUGCUGGGAGUUCUACUCAGUGGUCUCAAGCACUGUCUGCCACUCCUCCAUCUCUUCGUCCAGGCAGCAUGUCACAGAUGGCACCCCCAGUGGUUCCUCAGGGUCCUCAUCCUGUAACCCCACAACCCAUCAUUGCAUCUGGACCGCCACUAUAUAAUAUUACAACAGUGAAUAUGGUUUCACCUGUAGCCUUUCCCCCCAGGCGGCCAUCUGGUCCUGAGCCUUACAUUACAUCUGGAAACCGUCCUCCUGUCUUCACUUCUGGCCCACAGCCGCCUCAAGCAUGGCUUCCCCCAGCAUCAUCAUCUUUUGUUCCAAACCAAUUGUCAGCACCUAUGUCUGCCCCUAGACCGAUCCAAUCUCCAUCACCAGUUGCGUCUAUGCAACUGAUAAUAGCACAGGGGGGUCCUGUGACGCCUAAUCCAAUUCCAAAUCCUUUAUUGGGGGGAUCGAUGCCAAUUGCUCUGCAAGUGGCAUCCACAUCCACAUCAACACCACCACCACCUCCACAAGCAGGAAUUCCAAGUUCUGCUUUGGGAAGUGCACCAACUUUUGCUCCUAUAAAACCCCCUUCUCUAACAGCUCCAAAACCACAACAUCCAAACUCGAGUGAUUUCACUUUUCAGCCUCACCGGCCCCAGAAUCUAAUCACUCAAGCAGUUCCAAGGCCUGGCAUUCAACCUACAAUUCAGAAUAUGCGACCCCCAAAUCCAACAGCACAACUACCUAUGGCACCUCAAACACCAUCUUUCCGGCCUGCCAUUCAAACUUCAUCUCCACCUGUCAUGCAAGGCAUCCCAAGACCACCGCUUAACAAUCAGAUGAAUCAAACUCACAGCCAAGUAUCUUCCUUUGCUGGAAAUCCAACUAUCACUACAGCUCCACCUAGACACCCAUCAUUCCCAAAUCCAAAUAGUUCUCUUGUCCCACAAAUGGGACACAGGAAAUUAAAUCCAUCUCCCCAUGUGGGAAAUAUGGGUGGUGGUCCAGGUCCUUUCCCUCGUAGGCCAGGAAAUCCUGUGCAGCAGCAGCUUCAGCAAAAUUAUCUAUCUGCAGUGGGUCGGCCACAGAGUCACUUGGCUCCAAAUCAACAGCAGCUAGGUAGCAAUUUGCCCUCUGCAUCAUCAUCUGGUAGGCCAGCAGCUGCUUCUUCUAGUCCUGGAGCACAGCAAAAUUAUGAUCCAUUCUCGCCCACUUCUAUUUCUACUGUACCUCUUCAGGGACAGGGACAAGGAGGUAAUCCAUUAAAGACAAGGAAGCAGGAGAGUGAUCCAGAGUAUGAUGACUUGAUGGCUUCGGUUGGAGUAAAAUAAUUUCAAUUUGAAGAAUUUCCUUGUUUGGCUGAUACCAGAGUGGGAUAUUAAAUUCCAUGGGUUUUAGGAUUUACAUUGUUUUCACCCUUUCAGUUAUAAUAUGUGAACUUGCCUCAUUUGGGAACAAGUUUUUUUAUUAGCUUUUUGACUUUUUAGUUAAAAUGUGAUGUAAAAAAAAUUAGUAUAUUUGGGAUGACUUUUUGAUUUUUUACGAAAAGAUA